AUGUUGGAAAGAGGCCACCAAGUCAUGGUCUUCGUUCACUCGAGAAAGGACACCGUAAUGACGGCGAGAAUGCUGAUGCAAAUGGCUGCCGAGGAAGGCCGGGAUGAUUUGUUUAGCUGCCAUGAGCAUGAAGACUACACCUCGGCUCUUCGCGACAUGAAGCAUGCACGGGCAAGAGAACUGCGAGACUUGUUUGCGGCCGGAUUUGGUACGCAUCAUGCUGGAAUGGCACGAAGUGAUCGUAACUUGAUGGAGCGAAUGUUCUCUGAGGGUCUUAUCAAAGUGCUUUGCUGUACUGCCACAUUAGCGUGGGGUGUCAAUCUUCCCGCAGCUGCUGUUGUCAUCAAAGGCACACAGUUAUAUAACCCUCAGGAGGGUAAAUUCAUUGACCUGAGCAUUCUUGAUGUGAUGCAAAUCUUUGGUCGUGCUGGUCGUCCGCAGUUCCAGGACACUGGUAUAGGAUUUAUCUGCACGACACAUGACAAGCUGAACCAUUAUCUCUCCGCUGUCACUGCGCAGCAGCCUAUCGAAUCUCGCUUCUCUGCCCGACUGGUUGAUAAUCUGAAUGCUGAAAUCUCGCUCGGGACAGUUACAUCAGUCCCAGAGGCAGUACAAUGGCUGGGUUACUCCUACCUCUUUGUGCGCAUGAAACGUGAGCCCAGAAACUAUGGAAUUGAGUUUGCCGAGCUUCGUGACGAUCCUAUGCUUGUCCAAAGACGUCGGCAAUUGAUCAUACAGGCUGCUCGCGUUCUACAGAAGAGCCAAAUGAUCAUCUUCAAUGAUAAGACCGAAGAUCUCAAAGCCAAGGAUGUUGGUCGCAUUGCAAGUCAAUACUACGUCUUACAAACCAGUGUUGAGAUCUUCAAUGACAUGAUGCGUGCACGAUCUGGCGAGGCAGAUGUGUUGAAAAUGAUCAGUAUGAGCGGAGAAUUUGACAACAUUCAGUCUCGCGACAGUGAAUCAAAGGAACUGCAGCGACUGCGUGAUGAAGUUGCGCAGACUGAAGUUGCCGGAGGAAACGAUACACCACAUGCAAAGACCAAUCUUUUACUCCAAUCCUACAUCUCCCGUGCUAGGAUCGAAGACUUCGCUUUGGCUUCCGAUAUGGGCUAUGUUGCCCAGAACGCAGCACGUAUCUGCCGUGCUCUCUUCAUGAUUGCCCUUAAUCGCCGCUGGGGUUAUCAAUGUCAGGUCCUGCUGUCUCUAUGCAAGUCGAUUGAAAAACAAAUUUGGCCUUUCGACCAUCCAUUCCGUCAAUUUGAUUUACCGCAACCGGUUUUGAGAAACCUUGAUGAAAAGCUUCCAAGCACCUCCAUUGAAUCUAUGAGGGAAAUGGAGCCUGCGGAAAUUGGCCAGCUUGUUCACAAUCACCGUAUGGGCAAUACGUUGUCCAGGCUGCUGGACAAUUUCCCUACUCUUAGCGUUGAAACCGAGAUAGCCCCGCUCAACCGCGAUGUCCUUCGCAUUCGCCUUUCUAUUUACCCCGAGUUUACCUGGAAUGAUCGUCACCAUGGAACGUCUGAAUCCUUCUGGGUUUGGGUUGAGAACUCGGAGACAUCCGAAAUUUACCACCAUGAAUACUUCAUCCUGAGUCGCAAGAAGCUCUACAAUGAUCAUGAGCUCAAUUUCACGAUACCACUAUCUGACCCCUUGCCAAGUCAGAUCUAUAUUCGUGUGAUUUCCGAUCGUUGGCUGGGCGCUGAAACCCGUUUACACCGAUCUUCUCAAUCUUCAGCCCUUACCGAUUUCAGCCCUCAAGAACCCAAUCCUUGA
This is a messenger RNA of Penicillium salamii, 1773 nucleotides long. The record is from the annotation of a GenBank genome assembly. NCBI's taxonomy places the organism in Eukaryota, Fungi, Ascomycota, Eurotiomycetes, Eurotiales, Aspergillaceae.